Molecule: messenger RNA, 2125 nt
Organism: Galleria mellonella (greater wax moth)
Lineage: Eukaryota; Metazoa; Arthropoda; Insecta; Lepidoptera; Pyralidae
Exons: 6
Coding region: 123-1601 (492 amino acids)
Molecular function (GO): protein binding
Source: RefSeq, a predicted model, not a curated record
UAAAAAAGAAAAACAAACAUCUAAAUACAUCUGUCAAAAUAUUUCUAUAAACCUUGAAAUAAUUAAUCAAUUACAAAAAAAUACAUUAUAUUUCAAUCUUACGAAGAAAGCAAAGAAUAAAAAUGAAAAUUCCAUAUUUAGUAUCGCAAAAUGUACGCGAAACAUACGCCACAUCUGCGGCUAUGAAAAACUCGAUUGCUGAAGUUCCUCGCAAAAUAGUGGCGGAAGAUUUCGAAUGGGAUGAUGAUCUCACACCUGCGCCGCUCGCGUAUUAUGCUGCCCUUGUUCUGUCGAGAAUAUUCCACAGAAUUAACCCUUUGAAGCAAAUCCUACAAAAAGACAUCGACAUAUUGAUGGAUUUAUACCCUGCAGACAUACCCUUGAAGUACAGCGUUCGCUAUAUUAAGGAUGAACAAUAUUGGAAAAGAUCAUUUUUUACCAAGUUCCCUUCUAGAAAAGAACUUGGGGUCACAUUUUGGAAAGGAGCAUAUUUAUCUACAUGCCUACAAAAUUAUUUAGAAAACGUAAACCCGGAUGUGUUUAUCGAGGAAGAUGCUGUUGAGCUUGCAGCAUUGGUCAGUCCCUAUAUCUAUUUUUUGGGGCUAAAACAGCUACAAAUGGUACGUCAACAAACACCACCAAUUUCUAAUAAGAAUGUGAUUGAGGACACGUGUUUAUUUAGUGUCCCUAGAGUAUUCGAUCAUAUACCUUUGGAGCCAGUUUUGGUUAAAUUGUAUAAUCUCCAAGAAAUAUCUCUAGUUUUUGGCAUCAAUAACCUCGAAGACAAUUAUUUAACGAGAUACUUCGAGUUUUCUAUAAGCGAUUGUGAAUCACUUUGUAGAGGACUUGAAGAUUUGAGACACUUGAGAGUAUUCCGUAUCAAUCGCAGCAACUUGGAUUGUUCGAAAGUAAAAUUAAUUUUACAAAGCUUGGUUAAGAAAGAAUCUAUUGAAGAGUUGGACUUUAAUCAUUGUAAGAUUGGCGAUUACGGAAUGAAAGCACUGGGUGGUUUUAUUUACGUGCAUAAUAAUGUGAAGAUAGUGAGAAUUGCUAACAACCGUUUCAAGGAAGUUGGGGUACAGGGUAUCGCUUACGCUUUACAAAUGAAGCCCGCUGCUCCUAUAGAGCUACUAGAUUUCAGUUUGAAUCCGAUGUCUAUAGAAUGUGCGACGAUGUUUGCUGCGGCGUUUGUCCGUUGUAAAGAGAAACCUCAGACGUUGAUUGUAAAUUCAUGCGGAUUUUACGGUGCUUCAGCGGAAAAGAUGGCUGGUCUUCUAAGUUUGAAUCGAGGUCUGACUAGAUUAGAUAUAGCGGCGAAUGAUUUAUCUGGUGAAGCAGAAAGAACGCUUAUUCGUGCCCUUGAACAAAAUAAAAAGGUUCUCAGGAUUGAUUUGCGCAGAACUCACAUAUCCGAGGAAACUCAAGCAAAGGUUGAUGAAUUGUUAGAGCGCAACAUAAACUUGGUCGGGCAAGAGUUGGAGCCUAGCGAUGAAAUUCCACCACUGUACCUUAACGAGCCAGAGUACCUUGUCUGGGAGUAUAAUCCCAAUAAUCCUGAUUAUAUACCUGGACGGUACCCUGAGAGAAUCCCCGAAGUUUAAGCAAAAACAUUUUCUGUCACUCUUAUCAAUGUUAACUAAAUGUGAAAAAUUGUAAUUAAUAAAUUAUAUGUACUACAACAUUUUGGAUAUCUUAAUUAUUUUAAGUCCAAGAGGAUAUAUGUAGAGAGAGGAGAUAGAUUAACGUAAUAAGACGAUGUUGUCUAGGUAAUCUAAUAUAGGUAGAUACUAUCCGAGUUACACUUAAUUACCUUUUUUUAAUGAUACUUGGAAUAACAAUACCUAAUAUAAUAUUAUAAUAUCUGUCACAAUACUUAAUAAAUAGAAAUAUUUAUAGCAUGUAAAAUCUCAUAUAAUUUUACAGUAAUUCGUCAUUUAAAUUUUAAAAGUACCACAUCAGCAAGUAAUGAUUCAGAAUGAUAUGUCAGUAAAUUAUGAAACCGGGUCACCAUUUAUGCAAUCCAAAUCCAGGUUCGUUGCUGCGCUAACGCUUAACGGCAUGACAGGCCAUUAAACCUUUAACAGUUAAAUUACUUAAUUACAAUGUACUUUAUACGUUACAAUGU